This is a messenger RNA of Sinocyclocheilus anshuiensis, 438 nucleotides long. Its product is annotated as RNA-directed DNA polymerase homolog. The record is from RefSeq and is a predicted model, not a curated record. The transcript has 2 exons. Bases 1 to 438 code for a protein of 145 amino acids. NCBI's taxonomy places the organism in Eukaryota, Metazoa, Chordata, Actinopteri, Cypriniformes, Cyprinidae.
AUGACAAGGAAGGUCACAAUUGAGAGUCCAGAAACCUCAGAACCUCCAGAGAUUCCACGAGAUUACAGGGUGUUCCAGGAUGUCUUCACCAAGCAGAGUGUCAAGUACUGGUAUCCACUUCCUCUGGUCCCUGCCUCCCUGGAACAGCUACGUGGGGCUCGCAUCUUCUCCAAGCUAGACCUGCGUAGCGUGUACAACCUCAUUCGGAUCAACAAGGGUGAUGAAUGGAAGACCACAUUCGUAACACCAUCAGGCCACUAUGAAUAUCAGGUGAUGCCGUAUGGCCUCUCCAACUCACCCUCUGUCUUCCAGGGAUUCAUGAAUGAGGUGUUCCGGGAGUACCUCCACCGCUUCGUGAUCAUGUACGUCGACAUCCUCAUUUACUCCUGGAACCUGGUCGAAUAUUUCCACCCCGUGAAACCGGUCUUCAGAAGUUGA